GCUCCCGGAGCCCCCAGCACUGGCUGCGCCUCACCCGCGCCCGCCCCUGCAGACGCCCGAGACGCAGCGAGGGAGGCGAGCGGCGGCCGCACGGGAGCCAUGACCGAGACCACCAAGACCCACGUCAUCCUGCUGGCCUGCGGCAGCUUCAACCCCAUCACCAAGGGCCACAUCCAGAUGUUCGAAAGAGCCAGAGAUUACCUUCACAAGACUGGACGGUUCAUUGUAAUUGGAGGAAUCGUCUCGCCUGUACAUGACUCCUAUGGCAAGCCAGGACUGGUCUCCAGCCGACACCGUCUGAUCAUGUGCCAACUGGCCGUCCAGUCCUCUGACUGGAUCAGGGUGGACCCGUGGGAGUGCUAUCAGGACACCUGGCAGACUACAUGCAGCGUGCUGGAACACCACCGUGAUCUGAUGAAGCGAGUGACUGGCUGCAUCCUCUCCAAUGUGAACACACCUUCCAUGACACCAGUGAUUGGACAGCCCCAGAAUGAGUCUCCACAGCCCAUCUAUCAGAACAACAACAUUUCCAACAAGCCUACUGCAGUGAAGAUCUUGGGGAAAGUGGGAGAAAGCCUGAGCAGGAUUUGCUGUGUUCGCCCACCAAUGGAGCACUUCACAUUUGUGGAUGAAAAUGCCAACUUGGGGACAGUGAUGAGAUACGAGGAGAUUGAGCUGCGGAUCUUGCUGCUUUGUGGCAGUGACCUGCUCGAGUCCUUCUGUAUCCCAGGCCUCUGGAAUGAGUCUGACAUGGAGGUGAUAGUUGGGGAGUUUGGAAUCGUGGUGUUGCCACGGGAUGGUGCAGACCCCGAACGGAUCAUGAACCACUCCUCAAUACUCCGCAAGUACAAAAACAACAUCCUGGUGGUGAAGGAUGACAUGAACCACCCAAUGUCAAUUGUCAGUUCGACCAAAAGCAGACUGGCCCUGCAGCAUGGGGACGGACACGUCGUGGAUUAUCUGAGUCAGCCCGUCAUCGACUAUAUCCUCAAGAGCCAGCUGUACAUCAAUGCCUCUGGGUAGAGCCCGAGGCUCCACAGUGAAGCAACCCCGUCGCUCCACUUCCCUACAGCUCUCCAUCACACUUCUCUCUUUCUCUGUGUCUGUCUGUCUCUCUCACGGCCUCCUGCGUGUGUCUGCCUGUCUCACUCACUGACUCCAACGCUCCAUAGUGCAGGAAUCUCCAGGGAACUGUGGCACACCCCAGCUGCACAGCUCUGCAGUCGCCUUUGGAGAACCUUUCCACUUUGUACACAGGGGGUAGAGCAAAUAGAGAUAUAAUCAACUCCGUAUGCUUUCGGGAGGCGGCUCCAGUGCCUACCUUCCCAGCAUGCCCUAGGGAAGUGGCUCUGCUGUCCGCCUACUGAGCAUGCUCUGGGAGCAGGGGCUUGUUCUUUUGCAUUUUCUGGCACUUCAGCUAAAUAAAACUUGGUGGAUCUUUUUAUUAAUAGUU
Gavialis gangeticus (Gharial) is the source of this 1453-nucleotide messenger RNA. RefSeq names its product nicotinamide nucleotide adenylyltransferase 2 (gene NMNAT2). Gene Ontology annotation, biological process: NAD+ biosynthetic process. Gene Ontology annotation, cellular component: Golgi apparatus. The transcript is spliced from 11 exons. The coding region runs from base 100 to 1023 and encodes 307 amino acids. Gene Ontology annotation, molecular function: nicotinamide-nucleotide adenylyltransferase activity; nicotinate-nucleotide adenylyltransferase activity. NCBI's taxonomy places the organism in Eukaryota, Metazoa, Chordata, Crocodylia, Gavialidae. The record is from RefSeq and is a predicted model, not a curated record.